AAGAGCCUACCCCUUUCGCAGUUCUGCUGCUCUCCGCUCUGAAACCCUACCAAUUCGCGCGCUCCCAUGGCAACUCCACCAACGCCCGCCACCGUCGCCAGCGUCGUACACCAGAUCCAGAAAGCCCUACUCGACGGCGCCGCCUGCUCCGAAGGCCACCUCUUCGAGGCCGCCGCACUCAUUUCCCGCUCUGACUACGAGGAUGUAGUUGUCGAGCUGUCGAUCGAGGGGAUCUGCGGCUACCCCCUCUGCCGAAAGCCUCUCCCUUCCGACCGACAGACGAAGGGCCGGUACCGUAUUUCCAUGAGAGAGCACAAGGUCUUCGACCUCCAGGAGACCUACAAAUACUGCUCCGAGGCCUGCGUCGUCUCAAGCCGGGCCUUCGCCUCCACCCUCAGCAAAGAGAGAAGCUAUGACGUGAGUUCUUCUAAGAUCGAACAGAUCCUGAACAUGUUCCUACUGCAAGCGGAUUUGGGGAAGGAUAAAGAUUUGGAAAUGAUUAAUUUGACGAUUCGGGAGAAGGACGAUGCUGGAAAAGGAGAGGUGUCUUUGGACGAGUGGUUGGGUCCCUCAAAUGCUAUUGAGGGCUUUGUUCCUCGGUAUGACCAGAAUCACGGCGGGCUUAGGAGUGAUCGGAAGCCAAGUAAAAUCCUUUCUACUUGCUCAACGAAUGACCCGCCUCAUGAAGUAGAUUUUAGAAGUGAUAUAAUUCUCAAAAAUGAGGAUAAUGGACUUGCUUUUUCAGCCCAUGGGACGAUUGAUGCUUCAGAGGUAAUAGCCAAGAAAUUGGAAGAGCUGGUUCUUGCUGAAAGAAAGAUAAAGACGAUAAAAAAGACAGCAAAAUCCAUUGCUAGAAAUACGAUGAACAAAGACAGGGCAGGAAACGAGAAUUCUAGAAUGAUCAAUACAAUUGCUGGUGAACCAUCAUCUGUGGCUCAAAACUUCACAGAGACAAGUACUUUAUUUGGAGACCAGGAUUCUAAGAUAAUAUCUGCUGUGAAGGGACUCUGUUGUGAAUUGAACAAUGAGAUUCAUGUGGAAAAAAUGGCAGGAUCAAAUGGCAGUAAGCAUGAGCACAAAAAGGAGGCUUCUACUCUGAAAUCCUCCCUUCGGACUUCACGUCCCAAAAAUACUACUCGAUCUGUCAAAUGGGCUGAUGAGAUAAAUAGUUCAGCUCAGAAAGAAAUAAGACACAGUCUUCAUAGUAGCAAAGCACCUCAAAAGCCACAGGUUGAAGAUGAUAGCUUCGUUAGGUUAAUGUCAGCUGAGGCUUGUGCAGCUGCCCUUAAUGAGGCUUCAGAGGCUGUUGCUGCAGGUGUAUCAGAAGCUGGAGAUGCAGCUUCGGAGGCUGGAAUUGUAGUCUUAUGCCAGUCUGAGUUUGCAAGUGGGGAGGUUGAAGAAGAUGAGGAUACAUUUAAUUUUGAUAGGGGACAUGUGAAGUGGACAAAGAAGACUUUCUGCUUAGAUACAGACAUGUUGGAGGUUGAGGAUUCCUGGCAUGAGAUCCCACCAGAAGGUUUCAGUUUGGAAUUAUCAUCAUUUGCUACGAUGUGGAUGGCACUUUUUGGAUGGAUAACUUGUUCUUCCCUGGCUUAUAUAUAUGGAUGUGAUGAAAGUUCUCGUGAGGAUUUCUUAGAAGUUAAUGGGCAGGAAUAUCCUUACAAGAUUGUCAAAAGAGAUGGUCUGUCAGCUGAGAUCAGAAGAACUAUUGAUGGCUGUGUUUGUCGUGCUUUGCCUGCACUUGUAAGGGAACUAGGGAUCAGAAUUCCAAUUUCUACUUUAGAGUAUACUUUGGGGCGUUAUCUUGAUACAAUGUCGUACUUAGAAGCAUUGCCUGCCUUCAAGCUUAGGCAAUGGCAAGCAAUUGUGCUUUUGUUCCUCGAUGCCUUUUCCGUGCAUAGACUUCCAUCUCUGACCCAACAUCUGGCAAAUGUAGAUGUGCUGCUUCACAAGGUAUUAAAUGCUGCCCAGCUUAGUCUCGAGCAGUACCAGUUAAUGGCUGAUCAUAUUAUGCCAUUAGGCCGGUCACACAUUGCAUCACAGUAAGUGGUAACUUGGAAGCAUAAACUCAAGCAUCGGGUUGUAAAUAAGCAUUUUCUCCUUCCACAUGAGUUUUACGCAGAGAUUUUUUUUCAUUAAAAUCUGGUGUGAACUUAAUUUCCAUACGUCAAAAUUGUAUGUAAAACAGAGGGAUGAAAAACAAUAUGCAACACUGUACCUCCGGUUGCCCUCAUGUUGGUUUUGAUUCUCUUCUAUAACUCUUUUAAUUUGCGAUUCAGACCGAUAAUAUAAUAUUUUAAAAUAUAAAAAUUAUUAAUA
Messenger RNA from Zingiber officinale, 2319 nucleotides. Its product is annotated as putative RNA polymerase II subunit B1 CTD phosphatase RPAP2 homolog. Bases 67 to 2046 code for a protein of 659 amino acids. The record is from RefSeq and is a predicted model, not a curated record. Lineage: Eukaryota; Viridiplantae; Streptophyta; Magnoliopsida; Zingiberales; Zingiberaceae. Gene Ontology annotation, molecular function: RNA polymerase core enzyme binding; RNA polymerase II CTD heptapeptide repeat phosphatase activity. Gene Ontology annotation, cellular component: cytoplasm; nucleus. The transcript has 6 exons.